This is a messenger RNA of Aspergillus ochraceoroseus IBT 24754, 935 nucleotides long. Its product is annotated as putative DUF814 domain protein. Lineage: Eukaryota; Fungi; Ascomycota; Eurotiomycetes; Eurotiales; Aspergillaceae. Bases 90 to 731 code for a protein of 213 amino acids. The record is from RefSeq and is a predicted model, not a curated record. The transcript is spliced from 4 exons.
UCGGUCUCGAUCGCAAAAAAAAGUUGGAUAUUUCUGCUUUACCGCGUGGGGCCUUUCCCUGAGUGUUCAUAUAAAAGAGUGAUCACAUAAUGGUCUAUUAUUUUACGUCGAAUGUGGUGGACCCCUCUGCGUUCAUUUACGUGGGGAAAGAUAAAUUUGAAAAUGAGGAUCUUAUUAAGCAUGGGUUAGAAAAGGAUUCUCAGUUCCACGUCGAUAAUCUAUCCAGUGCACACGUUUAUCUACGCCUCCGCGAUGGUGAAACAUGGGAAAACAUUCCAGAGUCGCUCCUAGUGGACUGCGCGCAGCUUACCAAAGCAAAUUCCAUUGAGGGAAACAAAAAGGACAACAUCACCAUCAUAUAUACCCCUUGGUCGAACCUCAUGAAGGACGGCUCUAUGGCUACUGGUCAAGUCUCGUUCCAUAACCAGAAAAUGGUCCGCAAGGUUUUCGUGCCGCUGAGGGAGAACGCCAUUGUCAAUCGUCUCAAUAAAACGCGAGUGGAGAAAUUCCCCGAUCUCAAGGCAGAGAAGGAUGAGUAUAUGAAGAAGCAGCGACAGGACGAGCGAAAAACCCGAGAGGAGAAGCGACACAAGGAGAAGCAGGAAAAGCGAGAAAGGGAGCAAUUGAAAUGGCAGAAGGACCAUGCGUACGACGAUCUGAUGAGUGAAGAGAACAUUCAGGCAAGCAGCAACCAGGAUCGGGAUUCGAACUUUCUUGAUGACUUCAUGUGAGCGCUACCUGUCGCCUAUUGAAGCUUUACAUUCCAUACCAUGCGUCUCGAUGUCUAUACCCAAGUUUUGUAUGCAUUCGCCUGUGAUUAGUCAUUUAUCCUUCCCCUAACAAUCCAGGUGGUGGUGGUGGUGGUACUACGCAGUACGAUACCUAGAUGAGGAACCGCCAAUAGAAUCUCAACCGACCAAUCCAGUUCACCACCA